Messenger RNA from Nycticebus coucang (slow loris), 2830 nucleotides. RefSeq names its product protocadherin beta-7. Gene Ontology annotation, cellular component: plasma membrane. The transcript has a single exon. Lineage: Eukaryota; Metazoa; Chordata; Mammalia; Primates; Lorisidae. Bases 220 to 2595 code for a protein of 791 amino acids. Gene Ontology annotation, molecular function: calcium ion binding. Gene Ontology annotation, biological process: homophilic cell-cell adhesion. The record is from RefSeq and is a predicted model, not a curated record.
UAUUACAGAUUCCAGAGUAAACAGGAGAUCUGACCAGAAAAAUAGAGGAAAGGAGGUUGUGGUGAUUGGAAUCGGAGUAAAAUGAAGACCUUUCCCUACAAGCAUUGCUACUACCAUCCAGCUCAUUAAUAAGGAUUCAGUUCUGCCAUUCCAGAGAGCUGCUUGAGGCUGAGUGGAAGUGAUUCUGAAAGACUGAUCAAAGGAAGAUUGAAGGCCAGAAUGGAGAGUGCUAUGCAGAAAAGGCAAGUUCUCUAUUUUUGUGUAUUUCUGGGAAUGUCUUGGGCUAGCGCGGAACAGCUCCGGUAUUUCGUGGCUGAGGAAAGUGAGAGAGGCACUUUUCUCGCCAAUGUAGCAAAUGACCUAGGGUUGGGGAUGGGGGAACUUUCAGCCCGGGGAUCUAGAAUUGUUUCAGACCAGAACAUAGGAUUUUUACUGCUUAAUCUGCUUACUGGUGAUUUACUUCUAAAUGAGAAAUUGGACCGAGAGGAACUGUGUGGCCCCACAGAGCCCUGUGUGCUGCCUUUCCAGUUGUUACUGGAAAAGCCUUUUCAGAUUUUCCGUGCUGAACUAUGGAUCAGAGACAUCAAUGAUCACUCGCCAGUGUUUCUAGUUACAGAGAUUCCCUUGAAAAUAUUAGAAAGUACCACUCCAGGGACAGCAUUUCUCCUAGAAAGUGCACAGGAUUUGGAUGUUGGAAACAACAGCCUGAGUAACUACACCAUUAGCCCUAAUGCCUAUUUCCAUAUUAAUGUCCAUGUUAGCGAGGAGGGGAAUAUCUAUCCGGAAUUGGUAUUGGAUCAAGUGCUGGAUCGUGAGGACAUACCUGAGCUAAGUUUAACCCUCACGGCCUGGGAUGGCGGCUCUCCGCGCAGAUCCGGGACAGCCCUGGUGCGCAUCCUGGUCCUAGACAUAAAUGACAAUGCCCCUGAAUUUGUGCAGUCUCUGUACAAGGUGCAGAUGCCUGAGAACAGCCCUAUUGGCUCCACGGUUGUCGCUGUGUCCGCUAGAGAUUUAGAUACCGGAAGUAAUGGAGAAAUAGUCUACGCAUUUUUCUAUGCCACUGAAAGAAUUCUCAAAACUUUUCAAAUCAACUCAACAUCUGGCAAUCUUCAUCUUAAAGCUGAAUUGAACUAUGAGGCAAUUCAAACGUAUACCUUAACUGUGCAAGCUAAAGAUGGCGGAGGGCUUUCUGGAAAAUGUACUGUGGUGGUUGAGGUAACAGAUAUAAAUGAUAAUCCACCGGAGCUGCUCAUGUCAUCAUUUACUAGUCCAAUUGCAGAAAACUCACCUGAGACAGUUGUUGCUGUUUUUAGGAUUAGAGACAAAGAUUCAGGAAACAAUGGAAAGAUGGUGUGCUUCAUCCAGGACCAUCUCCCCUUCCUCUUGAAACCAUCUGUAGAGAAUUUCUAUACACUAAUAACAGAGAAACCUUUGGAUCGAGAGAGAAACUCAGAGUACAACAUCACCAUCACUGUUACCGACUUGGGAACACCCAGGCUAAAAACUGAACACAGCAUAACGGUCCUAGUCUCUGACGUCAAUGACAACGCCCCCACUUUCACCCAAACCUCCUACACUCUGUUCAUCCGCGAAAACAACAGCCCCGCCCUGCACAUAGGCACGAUCAGCGCCACAGACAGAGACUCAGGCACCAACGCCCAGGUCACCUACUCCCUGUUGCCACCUCAGGACCCUCACUUGCCUCUCGCCUCCCUGGUCUCCAUCAACGCCGACAACGGACACCUGUUCGCCCUGAGGGCGCUGGACUUUGAGGCCCUGCAGGCGUUCGAGUUCCGCGUGGGCGCCACAGACCGAGGCUCCCCCGCGCUGAGCAGCGAGGCGCUGGUGCGCGUGGUGGUGGUGGACGCCAACGACAACUCGCCCUUCGUGCUGUACCCGCUGCAGAACGGCUCUGCGCCCUGCACCGAGCUGGUGCCCAGGGCGGCCGAGGCCGGCUACUUGGUGACCAAGGUGGUGGCGGUGGACGGCGACUCGGGCCAGAACGCCUGGCUGUCGUACCAGCUGCUCAAGGCCACGGAGCCCGGGCUGUUCAGCGUGUGGGCGCACAAUGGCGAGGUGCGCACCGCCAGGCUGCUGAGCGAGCGCGACGCGGCCAAGCACAGGCUGCUGGUGCUGGUGAAGGACAAUGGCGAGCCUCCGCUGUCUGCCAGCGUCACGCUGCACGUGCUGCUGGUGGACGGCUUCUCCCAGCCCUACCUGCCGCUCCCGGAGGCGGCGGCGGAGCAGGCCCAGGCCGACUCGCUCACCGUCUACCUGGUCAUCGCCUUGGCCUCGGUGUCCUCGCUCUUCCUGUUCUCGGUGCUGCUGUUCGUGGCGGUGAGGCUGUGCAGGAGGAACAGAGCGGCCUCCGUAGGUCGCUGCUCGAUGCCUGAGGGCCGUUUUGCAGGCCACCUAGUGGAUGUCAGAGGCACUGGGACUCUGUCCCAGAGCUACCAGUAUGAGGCGUGUUUGACGGGAGGCUCAGGGACCAGUGAGUUCAAGUUUCUGAAGCCAAUUAUCCCCAAUCUCUUACCCCAGAGCAUAAGGAAAGAAGUGGAAGAAAACCCUUCAUUUCAGAAUAAUGUGUGCUUCUGAAAAAUAAAUCUUGUGUCUGUAUCUAACUAGAAAUAUCCUGAGGAACCCAUAGAAGAGCGUUUUCACAUUAUUUCAAGUAUGCACUCUUCAAGUCAAAGUUUCUUUACAUAGGGAUGUACCUAGACUUACGUCCAGGAAUCCUCUACCGCGCAUGAAAUGUAUAUACAUAGUGUUUUAUAUCAAAUAAUUAUGGUUAUUGUGCAGUCUUGUAAGUGGUGAAUGUUUUACAUUGUUU